AUGGAAAAUGCCUCCACCAUUUCCAGCAAUGCACAGGAAUAUUUGUCUGAUUCUCACCUUUUACGGUUUGGUUUCUCACUGAUCCCUGUUGUCUUCUUCACCUACCUCAACUGUGUCAUGCUUUUCACCCUGAAAAGAAAGGCAGCAUUCCAAGGAGUGCCUCGCUACAUCCUCUUUGGCCACAUGCUCUUGGCUGACUCCCUUCAGUUUCUAUGUAGCAUGAUUUCAUACUUAAUUGCCGUGGUCAAGGUGUACAUGACCAAUGGAUUAUGUGGUGUUUUCCUGUCUCUGGCAAAUAUAACAAAUCACAUUUCCCCACUCAACCUGGCUGUAAUGGCUCUGGAGAGGUACUCUGCCAUCUGCUUCCCCCUCAGGCAUGCUGAGAUUGCCACCAGUAAGUGGACUGGUGUAGCCAUUGGUGUGGUGUGGGUGCUGGGCUCUUUGAAUCCUGUGACACAAUUUUUCAUGUAUCUAGCAAUAGGGCCUCCUUUCGCUGUAGUGCAGGUGUAUUGUGGACAAAGAACUUUCAGUCUGAAAUUGUUCACCAACAUGAAUAAAGUGUUCACAGCUGUUUAUUUUGUUUUAGUCGGGUUCAUUAUCAUCUACACAUACAUUGCCAUAAUGGUUGAGGCUAAAUCUGCAUCCUCUGACAAAAGCAAAGCUGCAAAAGCCAGAAACACUGUGCUGCUUCAUUUAAUUCAGCUGGGCCUGUGCCUGUCUUCCUUGUCAGUCACUCCUUUAAGUGCUCUAGCGUCACGCUUGGAGACCCACGCAAGUGAUAAUGUUAGAUGA
Molecule: messenger RNA, 792 nt
Organism: Conger conger (European conger)
Lineage: Eukaryota; Metazoa; Chordata; Actinopteri; Anguilliformes; Congridae
Product: odorant receptor 131-2-like
Exons: 2
Coding region: 1-792 (263 amino acids)
Biological process (GO): G protein-coupled receptor signaling pathway
Cellular component (GO): membrane
Molecular function (GO): G protein-coupled receptor activity
Source: RefSeq, a predicted model, not a curated record